AUGCUCUGCAUUGUCUUUGGACUUUCUCUGCUUGAUCGAACAAACAUCUCCGCGGCAUAUAUUGCAGGGCUUGCGGAAGACCUGAGGCUUGAUAUUGGAUCUCGGUAUAACAUCGCCCUGCUGAUUUUCUUCGUGCCCUACGCACUGUUCGAACUCCCUUCCAAUUUCAUCAUCCGUCGACUGGGAGCAAGGUACUGGCUCGGCUUCCUAAUCACAUCAUGGGGCGCGUGCGUGCUGGGUAUGGGCUUUGUGCGCAGUUGGCAAGUCCUCACUGUGCUGCGAGCGUUGCUGGGAACCUUUGAGGCUGGGUUGUUCCCCGGAGCAAUUUAUAUCAUCGGGUCCUGGUACCGACAAUACGAAACUGCAAAACGCGUGUCAACAUUCUACAUGGCAUCUCUUCUAUCCUCUGGGUUCGGUCCUAUUUUUGCCUACGCCCUCUCCCUGAUUCGGGUCGGCGACGGCAUGUACGCGCGCGGCUGGCGCUGGAUUUUCAUAAUCGAAGGCACCGCAACCAUCGUCGCCGGUCUCAUCGCACCAUUCUUCCUUAUCGAAUUCCCGGAGAAAGUGAAAUUCCUAACCGUGCGCCAAAAACAUAUCGCAACUGCCCGGGUCAGUCUUGAAAAGCAGAGUGGGAAUGGGGAGAUAGAGCAUCCGACGUUUAGGCAGAGUUUGGGGAUGCUGUUGGACUGGAAAAUUGGCGUGUACUCAAUCCAAUACUUCGUAGCCGCCUCUUCCGUCUAUUCCCUCGCCUUCUUCCAACCCAUAAUCCUGCGCAAAGGUAUGGGUUUCUCUUACGCCCUCUCCCAAGUUCUCUCCUCCCCUCCCUACAUGUUCGCCAUCUUAGCAUCCCUCCUCUGCGCCUGGCUGUCUGACCGCAUAAAACUGCGCUAUCCUAUCCUCAUAUUUCAAUCUCUCACUGCCGUCGUUGGCCUGCUGGUGAUUUUGUAUGCGAGGCCACCGGGAGUGAGAUAUUUCGGGUUGUUUUUAGCAACUUUUGGGACGCAGGCGAAUGUCCCAGGGAGCUUGGCGUACGGCCAGAAUCAAACGGCCAGAGUCCAGAAAAGAGGAGUUGUUGCGGCCGCUAUGAUCAGCGUAGGCGCUGCGGGCGGCAUCACUGGAUCUACCAUCUUUCAGAGCAAGGAUGCGCCGCUAUAUCUCCCAGGCAUGUGGGCGACAAUAAGCAUGCAAUUACUGUAUUCGAUUGUCACGUUCUGUAUGUCUAUGUACUUUAAACGGAUGAAUCGGCUUGCGGAUGAGGGGAAGAAACCGUGUUUGGAGGGCGUUGAAGGGUUUCGGUAUGCGCCUUAG
This is a messenger RNA of Lindgomyces ingoldianus, 1308 nucleotides long. Its product is annotated as retrograde regulation protein 2. The coding region runs from base 1 to 1308 and encodes 435 amino acids. Gene Ontology annotation, biological process: transmembrane transport. Gene Ontology annotation, cellular component: membrane. NCBI's taxonomy places the organism in Eukaryota, Fungi, Ascomycota, Dothideomycetes, Pleosporales, Lindgomycetaceae. Gene Ontology annotation, molecular function: transmembrane transporter activity. The transcript has 7 exons. The record is from RefSeq and is a predicted model, not a curated record.